Candida albicans SC5314 is the source of this 1629-nucleotide messenger RNA. RefSeq names its product Jip5p (gene JIP5). Bases 1 to 1629 code for a protein of 542 amino acids. Gene Ontology annotation, cellular component: nucleolus. Lineage: Eukaryota; Fungi; Ascomycota; Pichiomycetes; Serinales; Debaryomycetaceae. The transcript has a single exon. The record is from RefSeq and is a predicted model, not a curated record. Gene Ontology annotation, biological process: positive regulation of transcription by RNA polymerase I; rRNA processing. Gene Ontology annotation, molecular function: protein binding.
AUGGGUAAAAAGAAAUCCAACUCUUCUAAUGCUGCACAAAUAUUGGAAUCGUCUGUAUCGCCAAUUUUAGAAAUUAAUUAUAAUGAUCCUUUAUUCACUGCUGCAUCUCAUCCCACAAAACCAAUUUUAUUAUCAGGUUUAGCUACUGGUCAUGUCUAUUGUAAUUCUUAUGAUGCAGAGAAACUAGAAGAAUUGACUCAAUCGAAAAGAGAAGAAUAUGCUACAUUGGAAAAACAAGCUUAUACUCAAGGUAAAAUACCACACAUCAACAAAUCAGUCUCUCAACUGAAGAAAAAAUGGUGGACCAUAGUUCAAGACAACACUGAAAUUCCAAACGAUGGAGAUCUCAUCAAUACUAAUUGGAAAACAAAACGUCAUAAGGGAUCAUGUAGACAUGCCAUCUUUGAGCCAUUGGAAAAUUCUGUGGGUGAUUUCAUUUAUACAUGUGGAACCGAUAAUAUUAUUAAAAAGGCAUCUACUGAAACUGGGAAAGUCGUGGGGAAAGUUGAUGUUCUGUCUGAUUACUCCAACAAGAAAGAUUUAUUAACUAAAUUAUGCCACUCGGUAACUCAUCCAUUUUUAUUAUCAGGGACAGAGGAUGGACAUGUGCUAGUCUAUGACAGCGCCAAUUUAAACUCCAAUAAAUUAAAAUUCAAAGUUGAAAGUGCCCAUGAUGAUUCGAUAAACCAUAUUUUAGCUAUGCCCGCUGUAUCAGCCUAUCAUUAUCUAACGUUAGGAUCUACUACUUUAGCACACAUUGAUAUUAGAAAGGGUAUCAUUACACAAUCUGACGACCAAGAAGAUGAAUUAUUGGCAAUGUGUUUCCCUAGUGAUGAAGUAUCUCAAUCAAAUGAUACCGUUUUGGUUUCUCAUGGAGAAGGUUUGAUUACUAUAUGGAAGAAUUCAAAGAAUAAACUCAUGGAUCAAUUGUCUCGUGUAAAAGUUAAUAAAUCUGCAUCUAUAGAUACGAUCAUUUCAACUAUGAAUGCCGAUAAUGAAGAUAUGGCAAACUCAGUUUGGUGUGGUGACAGCGAAGGGUUGUUGCAUAGAAUUAAUUAUAAAAGAGGUAGAGUGGUUGAGACUCGUUUGCAUUCAGUGGCCAAAGGCAAACAUGGUGCAGUUGACGAAGUGGGAAUUUUGGAUAUCGAUUUUGAUUAUAGAUUGGUUAGUGCUGGUAUGGACACAUUAAAGAUUUGGUCUAACACACAAGAUGAAGAACAGAAUGAUGAAGAUGAUGAUGACGAUAAUGAUGAUAGUGAUGGAGAUGAUUCUGAGAGUGUAUCUGGUGAAGAUUCCUGGAGUGAUAUAAGCUCUUCAGACGAGGAGCUUGACACGAAUCCAGAUGAUGAUUCUGAUAAAGACGAUGUAGACGUCGAAGACGAUCUACAGUUACGCAAGAAACGAGAUGAUAUUUCUCAACUUAUAUCCAAGCCCAAAAGAAAAACAAUUGACAUUAAUAAAUUGACAAAAGCAACUAAAAACACACAACCAGAAGAUGAUGAAGAAGACCAAGAAGUGCCUGAACCUUCUCAGAAGAAACAAAAAGUCAAGGAGAAGAAGUUGACAACUAAACAACUUCGUAAUAUGCAAAAACAUGAACACGGUAUUAGAAAAUUUGAAGGUUUGUAA